Molecule: messenger RNA, 949 nt
Organism: Penaeus monodon (black tiger shrimp)
Lineage: Eukaryota; Metazoa; Arthropoda; Malacostraca; Decapoda; Penaeidae
Exons: 5
Coding region: 377-793 (138 amino acids)
Source: RefSeq, a predicted model, not a curated record
UUAUUAUUAUCAUUAUUAUUAUUAUUAUUAUCAUUAUGUACAAUAAUACAUAAAACUAAAAGACAUCUUUAAAAAUGUUCCUUACCUGAACUCAUAGAAAGAAUAUGUAAAAAUAGGUAAAGUAAUCAAUACGUAGAUUAAGAAAUAGAAGAAAAAUAAUAUUGACGGAAAUGAUAGACUAGAGAAAGAAGGAAAAAAAAGUUUAGUAGGAGAGAGGAAAAAAGCCUGUGCAAUGGUGCGACCUCACGAUAAGUCUCGAGAAAUGUCUGGAGUUCACAAGAGGAAACAUAUUCAGCGUAUAUAGGUAGGCAAAGUCACACAGCAUGGCGAGUGUUUCCUCGCAGUCGUCAGCGAAGGCAGUGAACAGUACACAAGGAUGAACUGGACCGUUUUCUGCGUAUUGUUAGGGAUUGGCUGUUUUUGUCAUGCUCGCGACGAGGCGAAGGAACGUUUCAUCGUCACCCGCUCCACCAGGAUGGACUUCACCAUCACCACGACCACCACCACGGUGCCUUACACAUGCAUCUCCGGCAACGUUCCGACCAUUGCUUGCAGACGGGCAGCAAUGAAAUACGUUUCCAACCCCGGUUCCGGUCUGACCUUAGCCAGCUCGAUGUAUCCGGGAACCGACGCUAAAACAGAACCCGAUCGCCAACCACGAGCCGCUGUCACUGUCUGGUCGAUUGUCCUCUCCACCUUCACCGUCACCUCGACCUUCACCAACAGCGCCACCACACUCCCCAUCUCCCUCCUUUGCUCAACAGCGGGAGCAGGCAUUCCUCCCCUGUGUUAAAACAAUAGAUGUCAAGGAAAGUUUACGUCGACUUUAAUAGGACUGUUUUCACUGUAGUGCGUAUGGUAGAGAUCAAAAGGAUUGCGCGGUCAUCUUUGUAAACUCUCUCACCUUCUAUCUCUCUCUUUCUCUCUAUCUCUCUCUCUCUCUCUCUCU